This is a messenger RNA of Vigna radiata var. radiata (mung bean), 1675 nucleotides long. Its product is annotated as FBD-associated F-box protein At3g52670. Bases 133 to 1269 code for a protein of 378 amino acids. The record is from RefSeq and is a predicted model, not a curated record. Gene Ontology annotation, molecular function: protein binding. NCBI's taxonomy places the organism in Eukaryota, Viridiplantae, Streptophyta, Magnoliopsida, Fabales, Fabaceae. The transcript has 4 exons.
UAACACGUUUUUUUUGUCAUCUCUAUAUGUUUUUGGUUGUUGAAGAAAAGGCUGUCCUGCACCUUCCUAUGGGCAGUCAGUUAUUUCUGUAAGAAACCGAAGCAGUUGUGUUCUCUUUAGAUACUCUUAAUCAUGGUCGAUGAUAUUAUCAGUAGUUUUCCAGACGAAAUCCUUUGUCACAUCCUAUCUUUUCUUCCGACCAAACAUGUUGUCGCAACGAGUGUUCUCUCCAAGCGCUGGAAAUUUCUAUGGCGCUCGCUUCCCUUUUUCGAUUUCCACUAUGACGGAGACCUCUUUGAUUAUGACAGAAACAACGAGAAUUACUCUCAUUUUCUUCACUCCGUGGACUCUUUUUUGCUUUCGCGUGAUAAAGAUCAACCCCUCCAUAGAUUUCGCCUCAGAUCUGACUCUACCUACGGUCAUCCUGUAAGUAUCCAGAGAUGGAUUACGGCUGCAGUCAGUAGAAGCGUUCGACACCUCGACCUCUAUUUGGAUUGGGGCUUUGUCUUGCCAUCUGUGGUGUUUAGCUGCAAAACUCUUGUAGUUCUCAAGUUGACUUUCAUCCAAGUGGAAAAUACUUUCUCCGUUGACUUGCCUUUGCUUAAGAUCUUGCAUUUGGAUAAUAUUUCUUCUCCCGAAGGUCUUGAUCUUUCACAGCUUCUUUCUGGGUGUCCUAAUCUUGAGGACUUGGAAGUCAAAGGUUUCAUUUCUACGACUAAAGGGAAGGUUAUCAGAUUGCCCAAGUUGAUUAGAGCCAGCAUCCAUGAAGAUUUACUUCCAUUGGAAGUUGUUAAGGAUGUUGAAGUUUUGUUCUUGGAUUCGAAAUAUCAACAAAUCCUGGAUUUUGACUUUCAGAAUUUAGUUCGACUUGAAUUGAUUUUGCAGCAUAGCAAGGAUUGGCUUGGGGUAUUGGAAGUGCUCGAGCAUUGUCCCAAACUUCAAACUCUUCUCAUUUGCAUUUAUAAGAGCAGUUUUGAUACAUUUUUGGCAGGCCAUGAAGAAGUAGUUUGGUCAUAUCCACAAUCUGUUCCUGUUUGUAUUUCAUCACACCUUAAAACCUGUUCUCUUAAAUAUUACAGUGGUUCUAUAGAUGAGAUUCAAUUUGCAAGUUAUAUUAUGGGGAAUGCAACAUAUCUACGGAGCAUGAAUGUCUGCAUUGACAGUGAAUCUCAUUUUACUUUUGGAGAAAAACUUCAUAUGGAAAGAGAAUUAUCCUCGUGCAUGAAGAGCUCAGAUAUUUGUACACUUUCAUUUAAAUAUUCAUCUUGAUUUGAUCAAGCCCCUUGUGAAAGACAAGUCAGAGAAAGUAGCAGCUGGUGUUGAUGAUGGUUUUGUUUCAGAACUCAAGCCUCUAUCAAAAGAAGCUGUUGAAAUACAAAUGAAAGACCUUCAGUUCCUUCAACAAAAUAGUGAGACUUAACAAUGUGGUGAAGCCUGUGAUUUCCACUUUACAAUAUGACAUUAUAUUUCAGAAACUAAGUUGAUUUAGCCUUUUGGUUUACUCACAGAAAAAUUGACAGUCAUCAUACAUCGCAUUCUCUUAUUUUUCAGAUCCAUAUUGAAUGUUGGGGUCAUGACUUUUUGAAAACAAAGAAAUUUCAUGUAGUUACUGUCAGCAGAAUAGAUGCUGAAAGUAGCAGUAAAUCAUGUUUGUAAAGGGUAUUUUGUUUUUUAA